This is a messenger RNA of Pseudo-nitzschia multistriata, 4039 nucleotides long. The record is from the annotation of a GenBank genome assembly. Lineage: Eukaryota; Bacillariophyta; Bacillariophyceae; Bacillariales; Bacillariaceae.
GUGUCGAUCAGAAGCAUCGUGUCUUGCGUUGAUUGCUACAAUACGGCGCGGCACGGCAGGGCACGGAACGGAACGCCUCAGUCCUUCCGAACAGGAUCCCUUUUCGGUAUUCAACACCGUACUACCGUGCAAGAGCACUUCAACGCCAACCAGAGGGACACUCAGAGAGAGAGAGAGAGAGACAGGUAGGAAUAGAGAGACAUCGAAUCGAACGCUGGGUCUCGCUCGAUUCAACCGAAUUGGAUUCGAUACAGUGCAGCAGGAGGAAUCUGAACAGAAUCCAAUCGAAUCCAAUCCUAUCCAAACCUAUCGAACUUGAUUCGCAUUCGCAUUCGCAUUCGGCACCGUGAACGAUCGAUUCGAUUCGAUUCGAUUCGUUUUAGCCGGCUGUGGUUCGCUGUGGAUACAGGCAACAAAGACAAAAGAACAACAAAGAACAACAAACAACAAAAACAACAAACGGCACCGCCGAACCGCAGAGCGGAACGGAACGGGAUAGUUGUCGGGACCGAAGCCUGCGAGGCAUCCACGACACCGCGUUGCAGCCGAACCCAGCUCUGCCAGGAUGGGAAAGCGACCACGGACGACACCGCACUACAUCACCGGGAUCGGCGACGGCGACGUCCACGACGGCACCCCGAACGACGACGGUUCCCGUUUGCGGGGCAGCAACAAUGGCAACAAUGGUAACAAUGGCAACAACCACAAAAACAAACACAAAAACAGCCACCACAACAGCGGAAGCAACGGCAACCACGCCCACGGGCACGCCUACCACGGGCGGCAGGACCUCCGGCACCACCGGGAAAAGCACGACCCGGAGCAGCUGGCGGCCCGGGAAGAGAUCCUGCACCGCAUCGAGGACCCCCUGCUGGCGAGGGACGCGGCGGCGGUCGCGCUGAACCUGGACCUGAACCUGGACCCGGGCACGUUGGCGCCGGGGGAGCUGGGCCUGGGCCCGGAUGCGGGCGCAGCGAAAACCGCGAUGAACGAGAUGGACGCCUCCGGCCAGUGGCAGGCCUCCUCCCUCGUCUUUUACGGCCUGGGGGUCGUGGUGGUGGUGGGCAUCGCCCUGCACUUUGUCGCCGAGUUUUCCUCCGUGGGGAGGAUCAUGAUGAUCCGGCACGACCACUGCAACGGGAAGGGAAGGACCAAGAGCGGCCGCCACGGGAGCCAGUCCCGGCCCUACCAGUACCGGAGGCGCCAGAGGCAGCGGAGGAUCCAGAAGCUCCGGAAGAAAAAGACGGACGAGUGGAGCGACGACGAGGAGCCCAUCCAGGACGGGGCGGGCCUCUUCUCGAUGGGGAACCACCAACACCAACACCACCACACCGGAAGCAGCAGCAAAACCGGCAAUAGCAGCGGCGACGGCAACGCCAACGGCGACUACGACUACGGAUCCCCCCAGUACCGCCCCUAUCCCUUCGACUACGACCCUCACAACGGAUACGGGUACGGAUACGACUACGACUACGAGCACGACUACGACUACGACCGCCAACACAAGAGCGGGAGCGGGAGCAACAACAGCGGGAGCAACCAUCCAAUCCACGGCCACACCCACGGCACGGGAACCGCAAGCUCGUCGGUCUACCACUCGAACGAGUACUACCGGGAGCCCGAUUCCCACCUGGCGGGGCAGGACCUCAGCCACCGCAGGACGGGGGCGGCGGGGAGGGACCCCCAGCCGCAGCACUACGACUACUACGCGGGUGCGGGUGCGGGUGCUGCCACUACGGGUGCUGCCACUACGAGUGCUGCCACAACGGGUGCUGCCACAACGGGUGCUGCCACCACCGCGGGUGCCAGCGCCGGCGCGAGGGCCCAGGGCGCGGCGGGGGUCGUCCCGACCUACAAGUUCCCCGCGCGGAAAAAGCACCCCCAGCGGGGGGUGAGCCCCAUGAGCUCGUACAGCAGCGUGGGCAGCGGUGCAAGGCCGCGGGCCGCGACGCCCGGCAGGGGGACCGGGACCCACCCGCUGUCGCAGCCCAGGCUCCGGACCCCCUCCCACACCCCGGACCGGUUUGCCUCGGGAACGGGGUGGCAGCACCUGCCGCGGCCGCAGAAGGGGGCCACCGCGCUGGAUCCAAUGGUCCUCCUCGCACCCGCCGAGGCAAGCCGUUCGAAGCGGACCACCGAGCUCGGGGCCAGCCGCCUCCCGGCGGACCCCGCGUCCCGGUUCUCGUCCUUUGCCUCGAUCGCAGACGCCGGGCGUCUCUCGGGCGACAGCGGCAACGACAACGAAAAGGACAACGAAAACGCCGACGCCGACACGAAGGGCCACCGGGGGGAGCACCACCGCCACGGCAGCGGCGAGGGGCACCAAGAAGCGUCUUCCGCGUCCGAGGCCUGGUCCAGCCGGUCCUUUUCCUCCCACCACUCGCCGGUGCUCCCGAAAUCCGUCCUCGGGGAUUCCAUCGCCUCCGCUGCCCUGCACCAGAAAUCCCUAAUGCUGACGCCGGGGAACUCCGACUUCCAGGAGACCCCCCUCAUCGGGAACGUCCGAAAGACGAUCGCCAUCUGCGACGGCUCCGAGCCGAGCCUGGAGCUGGCCGCCCUGAUGCCCAUGGCCCCGGAGGUCGCCGAUUCUUGCGCCGGAAGCAAGGGCGCGGUGGAGGGGACCACCAUCCCCUUUCUGCCGCACCUGAAGGUGCCCCCCGACGGCUCUCUCGACGUUGGGCUGACCCCCCCGGUGCGCUCCGCCAGCCCCCCGCCGCGAUCGAUCCUCCUGGACGAGCUGCGGCUGGUAGAAAUGGAAACGGGAAACUCGACCCACUGGAACGACACCGAGGUCGUCGGGGAUCCCUUCGGCCUCCCCGACGACGAGGAAUCGCAGUCCCAGCCGCGCGAGGCCCCCGACUACGAGUCGAGCGCCUCGAACCGCCCGGCUUCCGGGGAAAGCACCGAUGUGUCCAUCCCGAGCGACGACCCCCGCAAGAGCAUCGUUCACAAGCGACAAAACCUCACCAUGGCAACGGAUUCGGCAAAGUCGCUCCAGUCGAGCAUAGACUUUGCCGAGCUGCAGCUCCAGGAGGUCAUCGGAGGGGGUGGCUUUGGUCAGGUCUGGAAGGCUACCUGGAGGGGGACCCCGGUGGCCGUGAAGGUGCUGACGGGAUCGGCACAGAACACCCACAUUGCAAAAGCCAUACUGGAAGAAUUCAAGGCCGAGAUCAACCUCUUGAAGGGCAUGCGCCAUCCGAACAUCUGCCUCUACAUGGGUGCCUGCAUGACUCCUCCCAACCGCGCCAUCAUCACCGAGCUUGCUGCCAACGGUUCCGUCUGGGAUUCCCUGCGGCUCCCCCUCAUGCCGCCCUACACCGCUUCCGACGGCACCCCCAACGGCUCGUGGCCGUUGAGCCUGUACCUUCCGAGCCACCACGGCGUCCCGCCGACGAGCAGCGGGAGCGUCCUCCGGGCCACGACGGAAAUCUCCGCGCCGAUCCCACCGAGGGGGACCUGGCCGUGGGAACUCGUCAAGCGGGUCAGCUGCGGCGCGGCCCGCGGCAUGGCCUACCUCCACAGCGGCCACCCGCCCGUUCUGCACCGCGACCUGAAGAGCGCCAACCUCCUGCUCGACGAGAGCUACACCACCAAGGUCUGCGACUUUGGCCUCAGCCGGCUCAAGGCCCAGGCCCGCAGCAUGACCGCGAACUGCGGGACGGUCCAGUGGAUGGCCCCCGAGGUCCUCGCCAACCGGAGCUACGACGAGCGGGCCGACGUCUACAGCUUUGGGAUCAUCGUCUGGGAGCUCUUGUCGAGGGAAUGCCCCUACGAGGGAAUGACGGCGAUCCAGUGCGCCCUUGCCGUCCUGAACCGGGACAAGCGGCCGGAGAUCCCAAAGUGGUGCCCGCCCGGCCUGCACGCGCUCAUCAAGUCGUGCACCAAGAAAGACCCGUCCGAGCGGCCAUCAUUUGCGGAAAUCAUCGCUGCCCUGGACGCCAUGGGGUGAAUGGGACGAGACGAAACGAAUCGAAACGAAACGAAGUUGUUUGGUUGAAGAUGGUUUCGGGGAGCCUUUCAAUAGACUAAGAAUAAUUGC